AGUUUAUAAGUUUCUUUGCUCUCGACGCAGUCGGACGUUUAAAAAUAAACGCGCUCCUCCGAAAAUAACAAGCUCGCUGGCCGCAAAUUCCAAAGCGAUCUAGUACAGAAUCCGAGAAUCAGUUCCCCCGACUCCAAGGACCGAGAAGCACCAAAAGUUCCAAAAUGUUCAGCUCGAUUUCAGAUGCGUCGAAAUCCUCGUUGAAGAAUUUCGGCGACAAGACGGCCAACCUGUUCAGCAAGAAGAAGGACGAGGCCGAGAAGCUCGCCAACGAGAAGGCCUCCGAGGCCCAGAAGCUCGCCGAGGAGCAGGCCAAGAAGGUCGGCCAGUCGGUGCAGCAGACCAAGGGAGAGGCCGAGCAGCUGGCCGCCAGCACGGCCAAGGAAGCCGCCGCUCUGGCCUCCGCCGAGGCCCAGAAGGCUGGCCAAGCGAUCGACCAGGGCGUGAACCGCGCCGCCGGAGCAGUCAACCAGGGCAGGCAGGCGGUGGACAACACGGUGGCGCAGGCGCAGGCCGUCGCCCAGAACUCGAAGCAGGCGGCCGCCAACGUGGCCGAGGCCUCCCAGCGGGCGGCGGCCAACGCGGUGGACCAGACCAAGAAGGCGGCCAACGACGCCAUCAACAAGAGCGUGAAGGCCGCCGAGACCGUGGCGGACCAGAAGCUGAAGCAGGCGGAGGGCGCCAUCGACGGGGCCCUCAAGCAGACCGGCCAGGCGGUGGACCAGAAGCUGCAGGAGGCCAACCAGUACGUCGACCAGAAGCGGCAGUCCGUCGAGAAGAGCGUCCAGGAGGCGGCCGGGCAGGCCCAGGAGUCCGCCGGGCAGCAGGCCAACGCCCUGCUCGGCAAGCUCCACCUCGGCCAGAAGUAGAGGGGAGCGCCUCCGCCGGGCAGCUCGCAAUAUCUCGAUGUGAAGUGCUUGCAAACGGAACCGGAAACAGAGGGAAUUUGCUUCAAUGUAACGAGUGCCAGUAAUGUGAUGCUAAUCCUCGAUUGAAUAUAUACACACACAUAUUUUUGAAAUCUCGCUGGUAUUGGUAGUAGUCCUCCACUUGUAUAGGAGGCCGCUGCUUUUGGUGUGAGCGUUUCGCACAUCUCUGUCCGCACAAAUCGCAGCUAACCCUUCGUUCCCCUCGGUUGAUUUACUUUUACUGUUACUUGAGGCCUUUGAUAUUUUACACUCGGCGACGUUGAGAUGCUUUUAUAUACGUAUAUUCUGUUUAUGUAAAAAUGUAUGAUUAAGUACCUUUAGCUCUUGCACAAUACAUUGCAAAUGUGUUUUUAAAA
Molecule: messenger RNA, 1285 nt
Organism: Drosophila ficusphila
Lineage: Eukaryota; Metazoa; Arthropoda; Insecta; Diptera; Drosophilidae
Product: late embryogenesis abundant protein ECP63
Exons: 4
Coding region: 165-869 (234 amino acids)
Source: RefSeq, a predicted model, not a curated record